Cercocebus atys (sooty mangabey) is the source of this 6368-nucleotide messenger RNA. RefSeq names its product engulfment and cell motility 1 (gene ELMO1). The transcript has 22 exons. Gene Ontology annotation, cellular component: guanyl-nucleotide exchange factor complex; plasma membrane. Gene Ontology annotation, biological process: actin filament organization; cell motility. Bases 409 to 2403 code for a protein of 664 amino acids. The record is from RefSeq and is a predicted model, not a curated record. Lineage: Eukaryota; Metazoa; Chordata; Mammalia; Primates; Cercopithecidae.
ACAUAUUAUUUAUAGCAGAUUUGAGGCAUGCAUGGUGUUUGACAUUUCUGUCUUUAUAAGUAGGGGGACUUCAAAAAGUCGUGGGCAUUCCCCUAGGCAAAGUGCAGUGGGCAGGGACCAGGGUGCGGGCGCAAGGCGAACGCGCAGACCACGAGUGUCCUGGCGCAGGUGCCAGGGGCGGCGGCUGCAACUCCGCAGCGUCCGCUCGGGAGGAGAGUUCGCGGCUGAUCUCUGGAUGCCUUGCAGAUGCAAAAUGUGUCUCUGGCCAGCAGGAGGAAGGAAGAGGAAGUGAGAGCAGCGGCAGUCGGCGGUGCAGCAGCCGGCCGACCCGGAGUGUAUAGACACGUGUGGCCGUUUACACUGUAGGAUCCCCAGUCCCACUGGCUUUGAACAUUUUGGGGGCUUACAAUGCCGCCACCCGCGGACAUCGUCAAGGUGGCCAUAGAAUGGCCGGGCGCCUACCCCAAACUCAUGGAAAUUGAUCAGAAAAAACCACUGUCUGCAAUAAUAAAGGAAGUCUGUGAUGGGUGGUCUCUUCCCAACCAUGAAUAUUAUGCACUGCAGCAUGCCGAUAGUUCAAACUUCUAUAUCACAGAAAAGAACCGCAAUGAGAUAAAAAAUGGCACUAUCCUUCGAUUAACCAAAUCUCCAGCGCAGAACGCCCAGCAGCUCCAUGAACGAAUCCAGUCCUCGAGUAUGGAUGCCAAACUGGAAGCCCUGAAGGACUUGGCCAGCCUCUCCCGGGAUGUCACAUUUGCCCAGGAGUUUAUAAACCUGGAUGGCAUCUCUCUCCUCACGCAGAUGGUGGAGAGCGGCACUGAGCGAUACCAGAAAUUGCAGAAGAUCAUGAAGCCUUGCUUUGGAGACAUGCUGUCCUUCACCCUGACGGCCUUCGUUGAGCUGAUGGACCAUGGCAUAGUGUCCUGGGAUACAUUUUCGGUGGCAUUCAUUAAGAAGAUAGCAAGUUUUGUGAACAAGUCAGCCAUAGACAUCUCGAUCCUGCAGCGGUCCUUGGCCAUUUUGGAGUCGAUGGUGCUCAAUAGCCAUGACCUCUACCAGAAAGUGGCACAGGAGAUCACCAUUGGCCAGCUCAUUCCACACCUGACAGGGUCAGAUCAAGAAAUCCAAACCUAUACUAUUGCAGUGAUUAAUGCACUUUUCCUGAAGGCUCCUGAUGACAGGAGGCAGGAGAUGGCGAAUAUUUUGGCUCAGAAGCAAUUGCGUUCCAUCAUUUUAACACAUGUCAUCCGAGCCCAGCGGGCCAUCAACAAUGAGAUGGCGCACCAGCUGUAUGUUCUGCAAGUGCUCACCUUUAACCUCCUGGAAGACAGGAUGAUGACCAAAAUGGACCCCCAGGACCAGGCUCAGAGGGACAUCAUAUUUGAACUUCGAAGAAUUGCUUUUGAUGCCGAGUCUGAACCUAAUAACAGCAGUGGCAGCAUGGAGAAACGCAAGUCCAUGUACACGCGAGAUUAUAAGAAACUUGGCUUCAUUAAUCAUGUCAACCCUGCCAUGGACUUCACGCAGACUCCACCUGGGAUGUUGGCUCUGGACAACAUGCUGUACUUUGCCAAGCACCACCAAGAUGCCUACAUCCGGAUUGUGCUUGAGAACAGUAGCCGAGAAGAUAAGCAUGAAUGUCCCUUUGGCCGCAGUAGUAUAGAGCUGACCAAGAUGCUGUGUGAGAUCUUGAAAGUGGGCGAGUUGCCUAGUGAGACCUGCAACGACUUCCACCCGAUGUUCUUCACCCACGACAGAUCCUUUGAGGAGUUUUUCUGCAUCUGUAUCCAGCUCCUGAACAAGACAUGGAAGGAAAUGAGGGCAACUUCUGAAGACUUCAACAAGGUAAUGCAGGUGGUGAAGGAGCAGGUUAUGAGAGCACUUACAACCAAGCCUAGCUCCCUGGACCAGUUCAAGAGCAAACUGCAGAACCUGAGCUACACCGAGAUCCUGAAAAUCCGCCAGUCCGAGAGGAUGAACCAGGAAGAUUUCCAGUCCCGCCCGAUUUUGGAACUAAAGGAGAAGAUUCAGCCAGAAAUCUUAGAGCUGAUCAAACAGCAACGCCUGAACCGCCUCGUGGAAGGGACCUGCUUUAGGAAACUCAACGCCCGGCGGAGGCAAGACAAGUUUUGGUAUUGUCGGCUUUCGCCAAAUCACAAAGUCCUGCAUUACGGAGACUUAGAAGAGAGUCCUCAGGGAGAAGUGCCUCACGAUUCCUUGCAGGACAAACUGCCGGUGGCAGAUAUCAAAGCCGUGGUGACGGGAAAGGACUGCCCUCAUAUGAAAGAGAAAGGUGCCCUUAAACAAAACAAGGAGGUGCUUGAACUCGCUUUCUCCAUCUUGUAUGACUCAAACUGCCAACUGAACUUCAUCGCUCCUGACAAGCAUGAGCCUCUUCCAUGAACUCCAAUGCACACUGCUACCAGUAAAAUUCUACCAACAACAUCUCUUCCUAAGACCCUCUUCUGUGGCAGGCACCAUCUUGGACACUGGUGGUUCAUAUAUGAAUAAGAAUUAACCACGGCCCCAGACAAUCUCACAAGCUUGUGGGGGAGAGAAGCUUGCAAAUGUCAAUAAAUAACUAUAAUGGUAAGUGAGAAAGAAGUGUAUGCAAACGCUGUGGGUGCACAGAGGAGUGAGUGAUUAAUUCCACAGGAUUGGGAGGCAGUGUGGGAUGGGGUUGGAGAGGAUAUUUGAAGUAGAUCUGAAGGAUAAUUAAUUCACUAGGCAAGGGAGGCGGUGAAGGAUGCUCCAUGCACAGAGAAUGCUGAAAGAAGCUAAGCCAUGUAAUUGGUUGGAUGUUUGUGGGAAAAUGAAUUCAUUUUGUUGUGGCCAGACAGAAUGUCUGAGGUGAAAAGAUGGGAACUGAGGUUGGAAUGGGUUCUGAUAUUGAAGGGUCUUAGAGGCCAUGCUCAUGUUCAUUGUGGAGAAAACUGACCUCCAUCAAAGGAUUUUAAGAGAGAGAGGACCAUGAUCAAACCUCAUUCUGGUAACAUCUCAGAAGAUAAAUUUGUUGGCAGGUUGGAAGUGAGGGGGAAGAGGCUGAGGUCAACAUCCAGGUGAAAGAUCACAGGGGUCUGAGGAGGGCCAUGACCAUGGGAAUGAAGAGCAAAAGGCAGAUUGAGACUGUUCUGAGGAGAACUCAGUCGAUAUUUGUGGCUGUGUCAUGGAAAAGGGUCAUGGGGUGAGGGGCAGCAAGGGAAGUAGAAUCAGGAAUUCCCCACCGGCUCUCUAACUCAGGGCUACAUGGUAGCCCCCUAAACUGAGGUAGAAUUUCAUCCAAGCCCACCCCAUCAUUCAUUGCCAAGGAUACUUGUAAACUCAGCAUCACAGAUUUCUGGAGGCAAAUGCUUCUCUCUGGAGUUUGAACCUAUUUACAAAAUCAUGCAGAAGAAAUUGCUGACGGUUACCGAUGUGAUUCCAAAUGCUGAAGUAAGAUUGUGUGUGCGUGUGUAUACGUGCCUGUGUGUGUCUUGGGGGAGGUGUCCUUUCUCUAAAGCAGCUCCUCACAUCCCUGCCUGCAGAAUGGGUUUCCCCUUUGCCCCACCACACAGGACCGCUGUGAGCAGAGAUUCAUCCUCCUGCCUCCUUUCCAAGCCACACCAUUCCCUUCAUCACUCCCUCCCACCCUGGCAUCUCCCCAGCUCUCCAGGGGAAAGCUAGAACUACUAUUCUAAUGGCCAGUUUGGUCUUGUCAGGAUCUGUUAAAAGAAACUAGGUCUUGGGUGUGUAUGUGUUUGUGUGUAUAGUUGGAUGUAUGCGCUUGUGUGUUUCUGCAUGGGUCUGUGCAUGUGAAUCUAAAUGUGUGUCUGUGUUACAGUUGCCAGUUUGGCAAAUAAAAAUACAGGGUGCACAAUUUAAUUUGAAUUUCAGGUAAAUUAUCUCAGCAAAUCAUUCUUUUAGUAUAAGUAUGUCCAUGUGUAUUUAUGGAUGCCUAUUUAGGGCUUAUGUAUAUGAAAAAAUUGCUCAUUUUUUAACUGAAAUUCACAUGUAUAACCCAUGUGAUUAUGUGUGUGUGUUUUGUGUAAAAGCCUGUGUGGUUUUGUUUUUGCUCAUGUGCUUGGGUGUUUGUGUGUAUCUAAGUGCAUGUCUGUGUAUAUAGGUAUGUGGUUUUCUGUGUUUAUGUGGGUCUGGGUUAUAGGAAUCCUAACAAGAGAUUUGCCCAAGUCAUCUAAGCCUGGAGAAAAACGUUAUUCUCAGUUUACCAGAGAAAAAGCAGAUUUUUUUCUGCAAUUAAUUAAUUGUGACUUUGAAAAAAUGACUGCAAAGUGAGAAGGUUGAACUAGACUCAUUCAUUUAGAUAUUUAUUGAUCAUUCUAGGAGGAGAAAGUGCAAAGGCAAGUAAUUCACAGAGGACUCAUGGUCUAGAGAAAGGACAUCAAUACUACUGAGGAGGUUAUGAUGUAGUAAAUGCCACCAUAAACGUGUAUGGCGACAUCCCCACAACUGUGGCGAUACCUUCCGUUUCUUUGUGUCUGUGAAGCCAGCCCUGCAGUGAAGGCAGGCAGAUAUUUCAGUAUGAUGCUUUUAUCACUUUGAAUCUUUAAAUUAUGAUUAUUGGUAGAAGCAUGCGUGCAGCUCUGAUAAACACAGAUCGCCCAGGCAUCAGCUGCGGGAAGCAUUGCUCCAUCCAUCAAAUGUGUUUGUUUUCAAUAGUAGCAGUGCCCAUGGAAGCCAGGAAAUGUCACUGGCUUCAGAUGUCACUUAAACAUCUGAAGCAUUUCUCAUCACCCUUCCUGUCCCCGGUAGCAGCGUACCUUGCAGCGUUAGAGGGCUGCCUGCUUCCCCUGGGGGAAUCUCAGCUCCCUUCAGAGUCCAUGCCUGACGUUUAUACUUCUCCCUAACUUUGACACUGGUUUUGCUCAUCCAAUAUUUUCAGGCUCUGUCUUUCAAAAUAAAAUUAGCUGGCUAAGUGAGAUACUGGCCAUUCUGGCUUGAAAUCUGUCUCAAGCAAGCUUUCACACCCCUACAGAAAGCUGCCUUAAUAUAAUAAUUGAGAAAUUAUGUAGGAGUUUUUGAAUCCAAUGAUAUAUGGUUAGAAUACAGGCCAAGCUGUUAUCACAAAGAGACCUCAGGAGUUGCAACAAGAUAAGUUUGUUUUUCACUUACCUGGUAGUCUGAGCUCAAGCUGUCCUGGCUGCUGUGGCAAUCCCAGAGGGACAAGGAGCCCAAUUCCUUCUGGCUUGAUGCUUAGCUGCCCUGCUCUCAUCAGUACAGCCCAUCCCAGCAAGCAGAAAGAGGGAGAGGGGAGGCAGCACAAAUUCAUUUCCUUUCAAAGGCAAGCCUGGACAUUGCAUGCAUCACCUCUGGCUACAGACACAGGUGAGGAUGUGGCUGCACCAAGCUUCAAAAGAGGCCAGAAUGUGGUCUUCCUCUGAACUGCCAUAGGGCCUAUUGCUAUGGAGGAAAGAAGAGUGGGAUGGGGGCAACUGGCAAUCUCUGCUCAAAGAGCAUUGGUAUCAAAAUAUUCAAGAGCUCUCUGGACAAAUAGCCCUCAGAAUACACUUGUCUGUAGCUGGAGGUGCAAGAACAACCUUAACUGAGUGCUCGCUGCGUUACAGACGAUGUGAGAAUCAGUCAGUGUCUUAUAUUACUUGAUCCUAAUAGGCAAAGUGCCUGAGGGGUGAAGUGACUUGCCCAAUGGGCGCGUAGGUGCCACAGGAGGCACUUGGACCCAAGGUCUUUCCCACACACCACUCUGCUUCCUCUAAUCUGCUGGUGAUGGAAUGACUCUCUUGGACGUGUGCUGGGUUUUCAGGUGCCAACUCAGCAUUACCACCAGCCCUGUCUAGGUCUCCUCUGCACUUCAGAAGCAAAGCAGAAACUACAAUUCCCAGAAUGCCAUUCCCAGGAGGACCCAUGUGCCAGCCCCAUUGAGGCACCUGUCAGAGGCCUUUAUCCUGCAUUGGUGGCUUUAUCCAGCCCCCAGUACAGAGGGAGCUUCAAGCAGCUUUCCACAGGCUUCUGAGAUCCCCUGGCUUUAAUGUUUCAGGCUGAGAUCUUGGUAGGUGGCUUCUAGGCCCUUUGCACCCUGGGCUCUUCCUAUAAUACAUAGGCUCCCCCUACCUGGACCACUCAGACUGAACGUCACAGACCCAGAAGGUGAGAUCACGAGAUAGUGCAGAGGUCUUUCUGUCUGGCAGAAAGAACACUCAAACUGAAACUGGGUGAACUGACAUUCUCACCCACCAAGCUGGCCCUUGACCACAUCACUUAAGUGGUAUGAACAUCAACAUUUUUCACUCAUCAAAUGUGAAUAACAGUAUCUACAAAAUUAUGAGGGCCGGGCACAGUGGCUCACUCCUGUAAAUCCCAGCACUUUGGAACAUCAAGGCAGGCAGAUCGCUCAAGCCCAGGAGCUUGAGAUC